UCCUCUUUUCCCGCGAUCGACGAGGCAGCAGUUCGCAUGGAUGACGGCGAGGCGGCGCGACGUCAUCGCCAUCGGGCCAUCUCCGGCGGCCUGACGGCGCUGGCCGUCCGCCUCGCCGACCGCCUCGGCGCCGCGAGCCCCGGCCGCAACCUGGCCUUCUCGCCGCUCUCCGUCCACGCAGCGCUCUCCCUCGCCGCCGCCGGCGCGGCCGGCGGCACCCUCGACGAGAUCCUCGCCGUGCUCGGCGCGGCGUCGCGCGAUGACCUGGCGGCGUUCGUCGGCCGCACGGCCGAGACGGCGCUCGCCGACAGGGGCCCGGAGUCCCUCGGGCCGCGCGUCGUGUUCGCGCCCGGCGUCUGGUGCGACGCCGCGCGCCCGUUCAAGCCCGCCUACCGCGCCGCCGUCGCCGCCGAGUACAACGCCGAGGCCACCGUCGUCGACUUCAAGAACAAGGUUGGUUAUAGCAUACUCAUCGAUGCAUUUAUUCUUUUACUUGAUCCAUCCAUGAUCGAUCAAUGUGUUCUUGAUUUGGUUUCUGAGAAGGCAGAGGAAGCGAGGAAGCAGAUCAACGCGUGGGCGCGGCGGGCGACGGGGAAGCUCAUCACCGACGUCCUACCGCCGAGAUCCGUCGGCCCGGAGACCGCCGUCGUGCUCGGCAACGCCAUCUACUUCAAGGGCAAGUGGGAUCGUCCCUUCAAUGAGAGCGACACGGAGAGGAAGCCGUUCUACCGCCACGACGGCGCCGCCGCCGCCGCCGCCGUCGCCGACGUGCCCUACAUGUCGAGCCGUUCCUACCAGCGCGUCGCCGUGCACGACGGCUUCAAGGUGCUCAAGCUCCGCUACCGAUCGCCGCGACUCCUCCGCGACAAGCGCAAGCGCGGCGGCGGCGGCGAUGUCGGCGGCGAGUUCACGCGGUACGCCAUGGCCAUCUUCCUCCCCGACGCGCGCGACGGGCUGCGCGGCCUCGUGGAGAGGAUGGCGUCGCGGCCGGGGUUCCUGCACGAGCACAUGCCGGCGGCGUGGCCAGUGCCCGUCGGCGAGUUUCGGGUGCCCAAGUUCAAGGUGUCAUGCGGCGGCAGCGUCGUCGGCGCCCUCGAGCAGCUGGGCCUCCGGCUGCCGUUUUCGCCGGAGCUCGCCGACCUGUCCGACAUGGUGGAGGACGACGGCUCCGGCUGGCCGUUGUUCGUCGGCGACAUCCAGCACAAGGCGGUGAUCGAGGUGAACGAGGAAGGAACCGUGGCUGCCGCCGCCACCAUGACAAGGAUGCUUCCUUCCGGUGUGCCGCCGCCGCCGGUGGACUUCGUCGCCGAACAUCCGUUCGCCUACUUCAUAGUGGAGGAGAUGUCAAGUGCGGUCGUCUUCGCCGGACACAUCGUCGACCCGUCGAUGGAAUGAAAUAUGAUGUAAAUUUUCAUGUGAAAUUGGUCAAAAACACAGUAGAAGGAUACGCUUCCAAACGAUGAACAAUGAUGGAUAAUUAUCUCUCAUAUACGUAUGUUUCUUUUUCCAAA
Messenger RNA from Oryza sativa Japonica Group (Japanese rice), 1511 nucleotides. The record is from RefSeq and is a predicted model, not a curated record. Lineage: Eukaryota; Viridiplantae; Streptophyta; Magnoliopsida; Poales; Poaceae.